CUGAUUAUAUCACAGUCAAUCAAAUCGCUGGCAUAACUCGAACGUGGCUUCAUUUCAGCCUGCGGUGAUGUCUGAGAUUUUAGAAAUGAUGAGUGACGGGCAGAUAGUCCGAUGUCUGACGGCUGACGUUAUUUGGUCCGGAGUCAGACUGGAAAGACCAGUCGGUGACAUGGACCUACAUUGUCCUGCUGUUCAGCAGCUGCACAAGAUGUUACAGAACCCUGCAGACCGUCACUCAUCUUCCAGGUGUAGAACACACUCUGCUCCUCACCCUCAGGAACACUAAGCCAUGUCGGAUAGCACAGAUAAGACGACCGUGAUCCAACCCCGGCCGUUCAUCCUGUCCUCCACGUCCAACGAGUGGUCCACCGGCGUCCUCGACUGCUUCCAGGACCUCCCCCAUUGUUGCUUCGCCUUCUGGUGCCUGCCCUGCUUCACCUGCAUAACGGCCCACGAGGCCGGCGAGUGUCCGCUGCUGCCGGUGCUGGACGCCUUCGGGCUGAUCCCGCCGAUGACCACGGCCCUCAGGGUGUCGGUGCGCCAGCGGUACGGCAUCGAGGGAACGGUCUGCAAGGACUGCGUGUACUCCUGCUUCCUCGGGCCCUGCACCUGGUGUCAGAUAUCCAGAGAGAUCAAAAUCAGGACCAAGCCGAUCACUGACGUCAAGAAAUAACUGAACACUCCGAUGCGAGCAGUGAAAAACAAUUACAGAGAUUUAACAACCCGAUAAGUCAGUUAUGAUGCGAAAUGUGUUUGAUGAAAGGGAAUAAAAUGUUUUUGGACA
Salarias fasciatus (jewelled blenny) is the source of this 784-nucleotide messenger RNA. Its product is annotated as cornifelin homolog A-like. NCBI's taxonomy places the organism in Eukaryota, Metazoa, Chordata, Actinopteri, Blenniiformes, Blenniidae. The transcript has 4 exons. The coding region runs from base 290 to 673 and encodes 127 amino acids. The record is from RefSeq and is a predicted model, not a curated record.